Messenger RNA from Prunus mume (Japanese apricot), 605 nucleotides. RefSeq lists its product as uncharacterized. The record is from RefSeq and is a predicted model, not a curated record. Lineage: Eukaryota; Viridiplantae; Streptophyta; Magnoliopsida; Rosales; Rosaceae.
GAGAAAUCAGAUCAAAGCCAAUGAUCGGAGACGUUGAGAAGAUGAUCGCGGUGGGCCUCGUUUGGGGCGCCACAAACGCCCUAAUGCGCCGCGGCGCUCUCCUCUGGGACCAAGCCCUCAAAUCUUCCUCCUCGGCCCAGGCCCAGGCCCAGCCCGGCCGAAUUCACCACAAGCUUCUCACUUCCCUCAAGAGCUGGCUCAAGCUCCUCUCAAUCUGGCAGUACACAGUCCCCUUCUUCGUUAACCUCUCGGCCUCCGCUACUUUCUUCGCUAUACUCAGCCACACCCCAAUCUCCUUGGCCGUGCCAGUCACCAAUGCGACGACGUUUGCCGCCACUGCCGUCUUUGGGUGGCUCUUGGGGGAACAGACCCAUCUCGGCCUCGCUUUGUUCGGAUCUUAAGGGAGAUAGGGGAACAAUGAGCCUUUAUUGGGGAAAAGCUUUUCAAUUCAGAAGAGCAGUAUGUAUGCAUGUGUGUCUCCAGUCAAACAGAAAAGAAUGAUUUUUCACCCUUUUGAGACUGCAAAUGAAGGUGCCUCUACCGUAAGUUAACUUACACAAUUUCAGUGGGGUUCCAAUGUAUGGUGUAGUUGUGGAAAUCAGCAG